Molecule: messenger RNA, 1142 nt
Organism: Haliotis rubra (blacklip abalone)
Lineage: Eukaryota; Metazoa; Mollusca; Gastropoda; Lepetellida; Haliotidae
Exons: 1
Coding region: 82-645 (187 amino acids)
Source: RefSeq, a predicted model, not a curated record
GGUGGAUUGUCCCUCGCAGGCGCCAUUCUCGCUCCUUUCACUGGAGGUCUGUCCAUCGCACUUAUAGCAGUAGGUGGAGGAAUGGGAGUAGCUACCGGGGUAGGUGACCUGACAACUCAAGCAAUUGAGUUCACCGUUGUCAACAAGGCAAUAGAAGACGCCCAAGCAGAACUCGACCGGCUGAGUAGGAAACUGAAGAAAUUAGUCGAAGAACUAACAAGUCGACUGAAAGGCUACGGAAUGUCAGCAUAUGAAAUUGGGCGGAUGUUAAAAACAAGUGGUGGCAUGGCAUAUGGGGUUUAUUCGUUCCAUCAACAAACCAAGAAAGCCAUUGCCAUCGUAAGAGCAGCGUCUCAUGCUCAGAAGAUUGCACUGUCCCUAGACGGUGGACAGGUUGUUGCCGAUGCUGUUGAAGGUGCAGUGGCCGGAGCGAGAGCAAAUCCGAAACUCGCAGGUGGGGUUGCUGGGUUUAAGGCUCUCAGCAAGGGUGCCAAAGCCCUCCGCGUUGCCGGUGGUAUUGGGACAGCGAUAGGAAUUGGUUUGAGCAUUAAAGGACUUGUUGAAGACAGCAUCAAAGUUGAAAUUAAUGUAUCUGAAGUGGCAGAUGUGCUGGAAAAAAUGGCCGACAAGUUGAAGGAAUGCUGAACCAUCACGAGCGACUGCAUGUAUGUAUUGAACAGAGGUGUUCACGUGACACAAAGGGGAAUAACUCUCUCAUCGGCCAGAGUAUAUAAUUCCACAAAUGGCAAAUCCACUAUUCAUUUGUAUCUGUGGUAUAAGGCGUUGGUACAUUUCAUAACAUUGCGCUGUCUAUUUUAUCAAUCUGUUAUCUUCUCGUAUAUCUGGUUUCUCACUGCAUUGCCACCCUGAAACAUCAAUUGUAUUAAUAAAACAGAUGCGAGUCAGGGUGAAGCCCUACCUCACGACAUUGACAUAUCUGAAUGUGUGUUCACUAGAAUAGCAGACAGAGAAUAUGUUGUGACCACGUGUCCUUUCGUUUCUGUCCAAUGAUUAUUGUUUAUACGUGACAUAUAUUUUGUUUACUUUCAGACAAAAUGACUCUUAAUCUCAGACAGUCUGUACUUUACAUUGGUUCCUCUUUAAUGUAUUCUCUGGGAUGUAUUACAGAAUUUUGUAUAUUU